This is a messenger RNA of Botrytis cinerea B05.10, 2342 nucleotides long. RefSeq lists its product as hypothetical. Lineage: Eukaryota; Fungi; Ascomycota; Leotiomycetes; Helotiales; Sclerotiniaceae. Gene Ontology annotation, biological process: secondary metabolite biosynthetic process. The record is from RefSeq and is a predicted model, not a curated record. Gene Ontology annotation, molecular function: oxidoreductase activity, acting on CH-OH group of donors; flavin adenine dinucleotide binding. The transcript is spliced from 4 exons. Bases 295 to 2166 code for a protein of 623 amino acids.
GGAUACUAUACUUUACCUAGGGUGAUUUUGUAAGUCUUCUGCAUCUUGGGAUUUUUAUAUCACUUGUAAGUGAAGACCGAUUGGAGAGAUGGGACGGCAAUGGAGAUGGAAUGGUAUUUCUCCGAAGACAUACAUAUAUUGUACACCUAUUAUUGCAUUGGCUUUCAUGGUCUCGACAAGAUAAAACUUCAUGGUAAUUCCUCGUUCGUGAUGAUAGUAAUUGUCGUAAUCUUCUUGAGUUUAUCUUGAAUUUGUGUACCUGGUGGUGGUGGUCAACACUACUCUGAUCCUAAUAUGGCAUCCGCAAUUCUUCAAUCUUCAGUUUGGCUUUUAUUUCUCGUCAGCUGCCAUCUUGUAGCCUCCUCUACUUCGUCACCUCAGCAUGAGGAAUCUGUGUUUGCAAACAGCUAUGAUUAUAUCAUUGUCGGUGGUGGAACGAGUGGCUUAGUUGUUGCAAAUCGAUUAUCUGAAGAUCCUACAAAAACCGUCUUGGUAAUUGAGCAUGGUCUUAUAGAUAAUAGCUCCCUCACCUUGAUCCCAAGACUCGGUCUCCAAUAUUUUCCCAACAACGUAAAGAAUUGGAAUUACACUUCCGCGCCCGUCGAAACAUUGUUAAAUACAACUUUUGACGUCUACAUUGCUGACGUCGUAGGAGGCAGCUCAUUACACAAUGGUAUGUUUGCCGAUCGGGGAUCCAAAGCAGACUACGAUGCAUGGGGAACUCUCAUCGGGGAUGAUACGUGGAGUUGGGAAGGUCUCUAUCCCUACUUCAUCAAAAGCACGACUUUUACCCCGCCAUCAGAGGAACUAAGAACCCAUUUCGAUAUCCGGAAUAAUGCUUCGGGAUAUGGGAAUGGACCGAUUCAGAUCAGUUAUCCUUCUGUCAUCUUUCCCGAUUACAGGAAUCAAACUCUAGCAGCGGAGGAUUUUGGAAUCGAAAUAUCGGAUAGCCCUGAGUCUGGUGAUGCAAUUGGUUUCUGCUGGGUUCCUCAGACUCUUGACCCGAAAACCGGGUUUCGUUCACAUUCGCGUGUGGCUUAUUAUGAUCCCAUUGCUAGUAGACCUAAUCUCCAUCUCAUCACGGGUCAUCUAGUUGAAAAGAUCCUUUUCGAUAACAAUCUCACCGCCACUGGUGUUAAAUUCACAUCCGUCCAAACAAAUCAAACACAUAUAGUAUCAGCAAAGAAAGAAGUCAUUUUAGCCGCCGGUGCGAUCAACACACCCAAGCUCCUACAACUCAGUGGGAUUGGUCCAAAGCACCCACUUGAAGCUGCGGGGGUGGAAGUGCUUCUCGAUGCACCGGCUGUAGGAGCAAAUUUUCAGGAUCAUCCCGUCACGUAUCUCAGCUGGAACGUUACGAAUUUGGCGUUUCCAAAUGAUGCGACGAUCGCGACGAAUGCUUCGUAUAAUGCGAGUGCGUGGCAGGAAUAUAUCACGAAUCACACAGGACCAUAUACUCAAGGCACUUCUCCCGACGCAGCAUUCAUUCCCCUCUCCCAACUCACAUCCCAAAGCCAAGAAAUUAUCGACCAAGCCCGCGCCCAAAAUGUGUCAGACUACCUCCCUUCCAUCUACCUCAACAAUCCAGCACUCCUCAAAGGUUAUCUAGCCCAACGCGAUAUCAUCCUCGAUCAUUUCUCUCAAACCGAUGCAGCAGUGAUAGAAAUUCCCAUUGGUACCACAGGACCUGGCGCCUGCGCCGUCGAAAAACCUCUUUCCCGAGGAACCAUCACACUCUCCCCCUCAUCUCCACUCUCCCAACCAAUCAUAAACUACCACACCAUCUCCUCCCCCACCGACUCCCUCAUCCUCACCUCCUGCAUCCACUACAUCCGCACCUACUAUUCCUCUCCCCUACUCAGCGCCUACUCCCCCAGCGAAAACUUCCCCGGUCCCGCAGCUCAAACACACGAUGAGAUUCUCGCCGCACUGAUCAGCGCCCGUGCCAUCGCGCCCAGCUUUGCACAUCCGUCUGGGACCUGUGCUUUGGGGAAAAGAGAACUGGGAGGUUGCGUGGAUAGAGAUUUGUUGGUGUUUGGGCUGCGGAAUGUGAGGGUUGUGGAUGCGAGCGUGAUGCCGAUUAUUCCGGCGACGCAUUUGCAGUUGACGGUUUAUGCGGUGGCGGAGAAGGCGGCAGAUAUUAUUAAGGGGAGGGCGGAGAAUUGAUUUGGGGGGGGGGGGAUUGAUUUAAUAGAUCUUUGAGAGAUUUGAAGGGCUUGGGUUUUAGGGUGGAGAUGAUGCUAUACUCUAGUCUGUAGAAGAGGGUGCUGCAUAUUCAUAUGUAUAUGUAUAUUUACAUAGAUAGGUCGGUAUGUAGAUAAAUCUCAAAAGAGCUUGUAACA